Messenger RNA from Macrosteles quadrilineatus (aster leafhopper), 1926 nucleotides. RefSeq names its product E3 SUMO-protein ligase ZBED1-like. Lineage: Eukaryota; Metazoa; Arthropoda; Insecta; Hemiptera; Cicadellidae. The record is from RefSeq and is a predicted model, not a curated record. Gene Ontology annotation, molecular function: DNA binding; protein dimerization activity. The transcript has a single exon. The coding region runs from base 1 to 1926 and encodes 641 amino acids.
AUGUCUCCUCCAAAAAGUAAACUGUGGAAACACUUUCAGAAGAAAGAUUCCAAAACAGCCAUUUGCAAGAUUUGUUUGAGAGAGGUGAAGUUUAGUGGAAAUACAAGCAAUUUAUUAAAACAUUUGAAAAGUAACCAUAAGAGUGUUAGUGUUAACCAAGAUGAUGAACCUGCAUCAAAGAGUGACAAACAAAGCCUAUUACAAGGUAAGCCUACAGGAAGCGUCUUAGUGAAUAGACCUUUAACCUCUUUAGCUUCUACAUCACAUUCCAGCUUAGAUUAUAACGAUCCUUUGGCUAUAGAAGUCUGUCCAGUCAACGUAGAAGCUGAUAAAGCGGCUUUAGUUUCACCAAUAACUGAAGCAUUUAACAAGGCCCGUGCUUUUGCUGUAGGUGGCAUUCGCUACUCCAAAACUGUCAAUAGUAUUCUUUAUUUUAUCUGUAAGGACAACCGUCCAUUUGCUGUGGUUGAAGGUGAGGGUUUUAAACACCUCAUGCAUGAACUGGCCCCAGCAUUCAAGAUCCCUUCAGUUGACUUCUUAAAAAAACAGCUUAUUAAUAAAUAUGAAGCUGUUUCCAGUAGAUUGAAAACCAAGUUAAACAAAGCUACGCAUAUUUGUCUUUCAACAGAUGUUUGGACAGAGACAAUGGCUGAGAAAUCAUACUUGGGAGUCACAGCCCAUUUUUUAGAUGGUAUCAGCAUCAUAUCUAUUGAUCUGGCAUGUAAGCAGUUAGAUUCCAAUCAUACAGCGGAAUAUCUUGGUGAGAACCUGACAAAAAUCUUAGCCGAUUGGGAAAUCGAGAAGGAGAAAGUAAUCAGUAUUGUUACUGAUAACGGUUCAAACAUAGUGGCAGCAGCUCAAAUUGCUCUUCCUAAUAAGCAGAUGCCUUGCUUUGCCCACACCCUUAAUUUGGUUACAAUGGCAGCAGUUUCCCAUCCGGAUGUAGUAGGAAUAAUAGCAAAAGUAAGAUCCGUAGUUAAGUACAUCAAAAACAGUGUCAUCAACUCGGACAAAUUGAGAAAAAUUCAAAUUGAAAGUAACGUUCCAGAAGGAAAGGUGAAGAAAAUGAUUCUCGACGUUAAAACGAGAUGGAACUCGACCUAUUACAUGGUCGAACGUUUUCUGGAGCUUUUGUCAGUAGUGAGCCAGAUUGUAAUAAAUGAUAACACCAGCCCAGAAAUGCCAACUGCGGUGGAAAUUUCAGAUCUGCGAGACCUUGCAUCGCUCCUGAAACCAUUUGAGUUUGCUACUACGGAUAUAUCUGGGGAAAAAUACAUAACUGUAUCAAAAAUCAUUCCUAUGAUCAACUGCCUAAUUUCUCAGUUAGGAAAAUUCAAUGCCACUAGUACAUCUAUGAAAGCGGUGAAACAAACCUUGGAGACGGAAAUGGCAAAACGGUUUGGAAAGGCUGAGCAAAAUUAUCGCCUAGCCAUAAGCACCCUCCUCGAUCCUCGAUUUAAAAAUAUUCAUUUUCAAAAUGCAUCAGCUUGUGGAAGUGCCAUUUCCAAACUGAAAGCUGUCUGCAAAGAAGAGAGUUCUCAGUCAUCUGUAUCUGGAGAUUCCAGUGAAGAGGAAAAGACUAAUCCUGCGUUUGACUUUUGGCAAACUCAUAAAGAAUUGGCCCAAGGGAAGAACAAGAAAGGAAAACAGGCUGACUCUUCAGAGAUAACUUUGUACCUUUCAAAUCCUGUGACGCCUUUAAAAUCCCAUCCAUUGGAAGCAUGGGAGGACAUGAAAAAUGUUUUUCCAGCCUUGUAUAAACAAGCAAGAAAGAAUUUACUUCAUAUGGCUACGUCAGUGCCCAGCGAGCGGCUUUUUUCCAAGGCUGGCUCCACAGUGAACCAACUACGCAAUCGUUUAUCAGCCAAGUUUUUGGACAAACUUGUUUUUUUAAAUAGUGUGUCAGAUGAGGAGUGGUUCCUGUAG